ACAAAACUCGUGAUAUAAAAUGAUGCCUAGAAAUACCUAAGGUAAGGCACUCGAGACGUUGCGUAACCUGCCCUCGCAGCAACAUUGUAUUCACAUAUUUGGGCAGAAAGAUUGAUAAUGCUGUGUCCGGCUGUCACCUCAGACUUCCCCGGUCGGAAACUUGGUAUGGAAUAGAUUGUUUUUGCAUAUCAGCAAUCUCUUGAAUUUAGACCGCUCUGUUGCUCCAAAUUCCAGACUUUCCAGUCUGCCAUGACCCAUUGACGUGAUGCCGAGCUUCGAUAUUUGCAAGCCUUGCUGAUGUUGUAGCGGUGACUUGUCCACAUGCAAGGACCUUUUUCGACCUGCAUGUUACCUCAGCCCUAGCCUAGACUGUAAUGUUCUCCCUUCUUGAUACCGACCCCGUGAUCCAAGUCUACUGCUGGGCAACGACUUGAAUAUUGUUCUUUUUCUGCAAGCAAGUCAUUAGCACUGAGCAUAGUGGGGCCUCCUACCAUCGCUUGAGUCUCAUCCCGCGAGCAAACAAUACCAAAGUCCCCUCUCGCAAACAAAGCAAGAACCAGAACCAGAAACCAGAGACCAGAAACACACAGUACAUGAAACAUACCUUCCAAUUCUCCAUCUCCACAUUCUUACUUCUGUAACUCUUCAUCAACUCCUCCAGCACCUUCUUUAACCCCUCGCUAUUGGUCUGCAGGGCCGGGAUGACAUCCUUCACAGUUCUCUCCACCAAGACCCCAUUAAUCAUGCGAAAGCAUUUCCUCUCUUCCGGCAGCGGAGUUAGAGUCUCCAAGACCAAUCUGUACGUAUCCCAAAAUAAAAAGUCAGCACUGACCUAUGCAAAGCGUUCCAGGUUCCUCGUUGGUCCAAAAGUCGGUGAGGGCCAACGAAUGGUAUUGAGCGGUGUACAUGUACAAGCAAGGCAAGGAAGAAGAAAAUCGUGUAGAUGUGAGGGACGGGAUGUUCAGGUAGCAAAGUGGAAGACUCCGAUUCCAAGGUCCUGGAAUUGGGUAAAAUGGGUCCGCAGAUGCGAUGGGAUGGAGCACUUGGUGUUUUGCGUGGGAAGGGAGGGAUUGCAGGAGAAAGAGGAUACGGACCGGUGUUCUUCGGCUUCGGUCUCGACGUCACCGAUUUUGGAGGCGAUUUGUUGGAGGUUGGUUUUGUAUUGUUCGUAUUGCUGUUGUAGCUCUGUGAUGCCCCGCGAUGAUUGUCAGCUACCUUUCUUUUGGUUUUGAGUUUGGAUGUAAUUCGUCUUCUUCCUAGGGGCUUUUGAAAGAUGGGUAAGGAAGCGUACCUUGUUGCUUUCGCUGGGAAACUUGUUGUGCCAUCGUGGUGAUCGACUGUGUUGUAGCUCUGGAUGGUGAGGCUGUGAGAUAGCUUGAGGUGGGAGAGCGAGCCUUGAUAAAUUUCAAGGUCAGGGUCGGUGGAGAGCCGUGGUUUUGCCGAUUGAAUGAACCCGAUUUCUCAAAUCCGAUGACGAGGGCACAUCAAGCGCAAGCUCUCACUCAAAGCCUACGACUUCCAGAAUAUCCAGAUCUCAGGUCGCCCAACAUGCAUCCCCAUCUGCAUACAAAAGACAAUACAGGUUUGUCCAUCCCUACUCCUUUCUCCCAGCAUACUUCUUCAAAUUUCCUCCUCUGCCCCAUCGCAUGAUUUCUAGACUAACAUGAUCUUCCCAGCAUGCGCAGAAGUCAUGGAUGCCCUCGAUGAAUGCCACGCACGCGGUUUUCUGUGGAAAUCGAUGGGGAUGUGCAAUUCUGCCAAAACUGCCGUCAAUAAAUGCCUCCGCGCGCAACGAUUAGAGAGGACGAGAAUCAACCGGGAGAAGGCAAAGGAGAAGAACAAGGAAAUUCGCGAGAAGUGGAAGGAAAUUGAUGCAAACUCUUGAAGCAGUAUAUUGCGUCUUGAUUGGAAUGUUCGUGUUCGCGAUUGUGAAAGGAAAUGUGUACAACCAUGCAUGGAGAGGUGGCAAAAGGUUGAUGGGAGGCAAAUGGGUGGAAAUCGACUACGGGAGGAAGCACGUAUAACGGCGUAUAUGAUACUAUGGAGAGUGUAUGAAAUGAAGAGGGCAGGAGUUAUUGCGAUAUUUGGUAUCACGGCAUUUCAAGGGAGUUUUUGGUCAUCAUGCCACUUGGUGUAUACC
Messenger RNA from Hymenoscyphus albidus, 2140 nucleotides. The record is from the annotation of a GenBank genome assembly. Lineage: Eukaryota; Fungi; Ascomycota; Leotiomycetes; Helotiales; Helotiaceae.